Molecule: messenger RNA, 201 nt
Organism: Blepharisma stoltei
Lineage: Eukaryota; Ciliophora; Heterotrichea; Heterotrichida; Blepharismidae
Source: the annotation of a GenBank genome assembly
AUGUCUUUUGAAUUUUUGACUGAUUCUUCAGACGAUGCAGGCCUACUCAGAGGAAUCUUUUUUCCUCAUCUAUUUUCGUCACUGGAGAACCAUUUAAACUCAAAUAACCCCAUAAAUACAACAAGUUCAGAAAUCCCCAUUGAACCAGCAGUUGGUUUUUUCCUUUCACAGCUACCAAGCUCGAGCAGCGAUAUCUCUUAA